UGUCCGCCGAUUCGAUGACGAGUUGUCACUCACUGCAGGUUGCUGUUUCAUUUCGUCCGUCGUGAUUGCGCGAUCGCUGAAGGAAUUUUUUUCUGGUCGCUGCUCAGUCAGCGUUAUUUUGUCAGGACGAAAGAAUUCGCAAUAAAUCUUAAUCUAUAUUUUAGUGUCAAUUAAAGUGUGGAGCAUCGCAAGUGAUAAACGGGGCUGAAUCAAAUAGAAAUUCGUCGCGGAACGCGGAAGAAUUUUUCAAAACGCGUGUGACUUGUGUUGGAGCUGGUGGUGCUUGGAGGAAGGAAAUCUUUUCCGUCUUGAUUCAAUGAAUCAGAAGUGAAAAUUCUUGCCAUCGUACGAGGAAGUUUUGAGUAGUGCAAAAAGUGGGAAAUAUAUCGCGGGAAGAAGAAUUCAAAUUAAGUGGUAUGAAAACGACUUUGCCUGAGAGCUGAAAGGCAUAAUAGUCGUAAAAAGAAGUGCGUUCAGCCGAUUGUGCAAGGGCGCGGAAGUAGGAAGCAGUGCGAUAAAAAGAUUGCGUGAUAGCGCAGGAAGUGGAAAACGGUGGUGGCGAUGCAUUUCUACAAACAAAAAUUGCUGCAGCCGGCGCAGCUGAAGAAGCUCGGCGAACACAAGUACUCCUGCACCAACGUCAGUCUGCUGGAUCCGAUUUUGCAGCCCUGGUGGUGCUGGCUGGUCGGAAAGGUUCCCCUCUGGCUGGCACCGAAUCUGAUCACCAUCGUAGGGUUGAUUAUCAACAUUGUGACAACGCUUAUUCUUAUCUACUUCAGUCCAAACGGUCGCGAGGAACCACCCCGAUGGGCCAGCGCGCUCUGUGCCCUCGGUCUGUUCAUAUACCAAAGCCUGGAUGCCAUCGAUGGUAAACAGGCGCGCCGCACCAACUCGUCGACCCCGCUGGGCGAGCUGUUCGACCACGGGUGCGACUCGAUAUCGACCGUGUUUGUGGCCCUGUCGGCGUGCAUAUCGGUCCAGCUCGGGUUCUACCCGCGGUGGAUGUUCUUCCAGUGUUUCUGCGCGAUGACACUGUUCUACUGUGCCCACUGGCAAACGUACGUGUCCGGUACGUUGCGGUUCGGCAAGAUCGACGUCACCGAAGCCCAGUGCACCAUCAUCGGGAUUCACCUGAUAUCGGCCAUCUUUGGGCCAUCGAUUUGGAUGACGAAAAUCCCGGUAAUUGGAGGCACGUGGAACGUGUACGCGGUCUGUGCGUUCUUCUCGCUCGGCUAUCUGCAGGUGUUCAUCACCUUCUGUAGAACCUUCCACGAGGGUGGCGUCGGUAAAAAUGGCUCAACGGUUGCUCUUCCGAUGCUGGGUGGCAUCGACAUUAAGAUAGUACCACUUUACUUUGCCGUGUUUGUGUUUGGGCUGUUAGCGUAUGAGAACGCGUCCGUGAUCUUCACGGGGGGCGUCGGCAAGAAUGGAUCAACCGUUGCCGGAACCAGCGUCCUGUCGCCCAUCAUUCCGUUCCUGUUCGUCGUGGUGCCGGCGUUCGUCAUCUCGCAAAAGUCCCCCGACCACAUCUAUGAAAACUACCCCGCGCUGUACAUCAUGGCCUUCGGGAUGAUUACCGCCAAGGUGACCAACCGGUUAGUGGUUGCCCAUAUGACUAAGAGUGAAAUGGAAUAUUUGGAUUGGGGCCUGAUAGGACCCCUGUGCCUGUUCUUGAAUCAAUACUUCAACAGUUUUCUUCCAGAGUACUACGUGCUCUGGUUUGCGAUGCUGUGGUGCUCUGUGGAUCUGGUCCGGUACUGUGGUCAGGUGUGCCUGGAGAUCUGUGCCUACCUGCGGAUCGAGCUGUUCCGCAUCCCGUACCCGCCGAAGCCCCUCAUGACGUCACAAGGUACGAAUCCUCCGCACCUUCAUCACCAUCACGAAGGUAGAAACGUAUCAUCAUCUUCGGAAACGGAGGAACACUCUGUGAACAACAACACCAGCAGUAGCAACAGCAGUAGUCGAGCCAGCAAAUCGCCCCAGGCCAGCCCGCUGCGAAACCUAGCGGUUCCGCCAAUGUUCCAACGGACCGCAUCGUCCGAGGAUGGCGGUACACCCCGGGUUACACCUCAGGCAUCGCCGAGGAGGCCACACCAACACUAGGUAACGGUGCUAUGACAUCUAAUUAAGAACAAAAAC
Molecule: messenger RNA, 2139 nt
Organism: Armigeres subalbatus
Lineage: Eukaryota; Metazoa; Arthropoda; Insecta; Diptera; Culicidae
Gene: bbc
Product: cholinephosphotransferase 1
Exons: 8
Coding region: 562-2103 (513 amino acids)
Biological process (GO): phosphatidylethanolamine biosynthetic process
Cellular component (GO): endoplasmic reticulum membrane; Golgi apparatus
Molecular function (GO): diacylglycerol cholinephosphotransferase activity; ethanolaminephosphotransferase activity
Source: RefSeq, a predicted model, not a curated record